This is a messenger RNA of Hypanus sabinus (Atlantic stingray), 6892 nucleotides long. RefSeq names its product tetratricopeptide repeat domain 6 (gene ttc6). The transcript is spliced from 32 exons. Bases 255 to 6317 code for a protein of 2020 amino acids. The record is from RefSeq and is a predicted model, not a curated record. Gene Ontology annotation, molecular function: protein binding. NCBI's taxonomy places the organism in Eukaryota, Metazoa, Chordata, Chondrichthyes, Myliobatiformes, Dasyatidae.
UCCAGGCGAGGCUUUCAGCUUCCCGGUUCCUAAGCAACGGCGCCCAAGGAGCUCUCACUUCCGCAACCGAGGCUCCAGGCGCGGCCUUCAGCUUCCCGGUUCCUAAGCAACGGCGCCCCAACGGCCGCGACUAACGAGAGGCCUCGAGCCGCACGGCUGAAGGACGCGAUGGGCAGUGGCAAGCAAAGCUUUUUGUGAGCAACCCCUGUCUACACAGCUUCCCACCUAAAGAUCAAUACUGCAAGAGUCUUGAGAUGUCUGAAACCCAGAAGAAUUUUGUUUCACAUCUCUCUGAAGAUGUACAAGUGCAGGACAGUUUAUACAUGAUGCCACAACCAGACUUUCACCAUUUAAAUAAGACAUCAUGUACUGUGCUUCCAACAGCAGGAAAUCAUGUACAAGAAAAGUUCAAGCAGACAACUGACAGCCCUAUGCAAUUAUCUGAAGAUACACAAAUAAGCAAGACUUUAAAAAGUAAUAAUGAAGAUGACUCCCGGCUACUAAGUCAAACAACCAAGGCAGAUCCCCAACGGAAAAAUAAGAGAUCAGUUGUUGAAAAGGGAUAUCCAUCUAGUAAAAAGAAAUUGAUAGGUUUGCAACUGCAUGAAGUAGAUGGUAAAAAAGAGGAUGUUUUCAGGUCAGCAAUAGCUCCUGUUGCAGGUACGGUUAAAGGUUUAUGUAUGACAAGAAGGCCUGAACCACCACCUAAACCUAGUUCUUUGAAACCCAUUAGUACAAGGAAGUCUCCUACACCUGAAUCAUCUGCUUUUGUUUCUGAGCAAGCUGGUAAAGUUUCUGCUUCCAGCCCAAGAUUACAUGGUAGUAAUGUUAAAGUUGACUAUGACGUUAGUGAAAGAGGUAAUAUUCCUUCAGACACAGCUGAACAAAGUAAUAAAAAGGAAAAUCUCAAAAAAUUCAUUUCUCCAACAAAACAAACAUCAGAUGACGCAAGUGUCCAUCUUGACAAAGAAGAUGGCACUCAUUCCAUUCAUUCCCAAGGUUUGAGGUCUGUUUCUGAACUGCUGGAAGAAGCUAAAUAUCUCACAAUGUCAGACACACCAAAAAUAUAUGAAAGAAACUUCCAACUGAGCAAGCCCGAGCAGUCCCUGACCGCAGCCCAACAAACAUUUACAGCUAAGGCAAAAUCUGUAGAUGAAAUCAUUGCUUCACUGUGGUCUGCGAGACAAACCACCUCCCAGUCUGCUUCAGAUCUAAAGAUCAAAGGACUGUUGGACAGAGUGCUUGGUUACAGUUAUAGCAGUAAAAGUGAGGAAUCUCCAGAAGUAACAACUGUGCAUAAAGAAGAUAAUGUAAUAAAUUCACAAUCUGAGUGUGUAGUGAAAACCACACAAUCUGAAGAGGAAGUAUUAAUGCAAGAUUUUCAGCAGAUGGCUGAAAAACAGAUUGAAGAAGAGAAUAUGGGAUCUCUUCCAGAAAUCGGUCAUAAGGUCAAACUGGAAGAAGAAGCCACAAAGGAUUUGGAUGACACUUUAUUAAAUGCAGUUAGUUCUCCAGCAUCCAAAGAUGUAACUACAUCUAUUUAUGAAGAGGAGGCAUUUUUAAAACAGAACAUCUUUGAAAUUACGGAGAGUUUGCAGGAUACUCUAACUAAUGAAGAAGCACUAAAGAUUCUUGCAUUACCUACAGAGGUUACAUAUUCUGAUAUAGUUAAUGCUAAAGGGAGUGCAUUUGGAUCAUUGAAGAAGUCUGCUGGAGACCAGCAAAUCCGUGUUGAAGAGAAUGAGAAUCUUCUGAAACAAACUUCAGUGCUGGCCACGUGGACUCCAAAGAAUAAAGAUCAAGGAUAUCAGACAAUCCAUCAUCUUUGUGUUGCUGAACCUAGUCACCUACUGCCCAUUGAUUUGCAACAUGCUUCAAGGCUUUAUUUUACUCCAAGCAGACUAGGACAUGGUAGUAGUAAACUUCCAGAAUUCGUGCAGCAAGUGGAAUCAGAUAUUUGUUCAGAUGAUGACUUUUCUUCCCUGGAGCAACAGAAGAUAGCAAGAUAUGUUUAUGAAGGAAUUCCUGUAUCAGAGGUGAUUCAGGAAGAUUUCCAGGAUAGUAUUAAGUUAUUGCCACCACUUUCAGCAGAAUAUUUGUAUGAAUGGCAAAGGAUUGCAGAAUAUUACGUGGAGAGACCUAGACUGAUACUUCUGGGAAAAUCGAUGAAAAUCCACAAAGAUGCCACAAAGCUGUUUUGGACACCAGCAUUUCCCAAGUUUGCAGUUCCUAUUUCACGUAUACAGGAAAUCCUGUACCCAAAGUUGCAAAUGGAAUCGGAUCAAGAGAAUCCUUGUGACUUUCAUAUGAAUCAGGAUGAUGAUUAUGAUGUUGAAGAAGAACAGGAAUAUUUGGAAGAUAAAGCCGCUCUGCUGAGAACAGUCCUGAAAAAGCAUAAAUCAUUACUAGAUCUACGACCAUUUUCAUUUUAUUCUUCUGACACAUUUAAAAAUGGUGACUUUAAGGCAACAAUUCCUGCUCAUCAACUUGAAACAAGGAACAAUGAAUUUCUACUUACAGAUUUGAACGAGACUGAUGACAAACCUUUGAUGCGCAUUUAUAAGUCUUCACCAAAUCUCUGUGUUUAUGAUGCCGGGAAGACAUUGAAAAUAUCUAGUCCUUUUCAUCAAACCAUUAAGGAGAUUGAAUACCAGAGAGAACACCUACUAGAGUCUUCAUUGACUAGAAUUCAAGAACGUACACUUUCAAAAACAAAUUCAGAAGAUUUGAUUACAAAGGUUAUUCAAUUGCAGGUUUCCAAAUCAAAAAGCAAUAUAUCCUUUGAGAAUAAGCAAGUUCCAACUAUAAAUUUUGAAAAUGUUGUGGAAACAAAUAUUGAAAAAAAAACAACUCAAAAAGAAGUUGAAGCAUAUAUGAGAAAACCUGUACUACCUCGGAAGUUAGCUUUUGUUUCCAAUGCACUUUCAAAGCCUCCAAGCAUUCUCACAAGGUCUGCAUCUUUGCCAUCCCGGAUUUGUUUGAAUGCGAUCAAUGGGAAAACAUCUCAGCCUAUUAAACUCAAGCGGAAGUACAGUCUUCCUUCCUUAAUUACCUUUGAAGCAUUUGUGAAAACACAAGGAGGAAUUGCUGACAGAACUCCUGUUAGAGAGUGGGUCAGAAAUAUAUGGAACAAGUGGUUUGAUGAGGUUUUGCCACCUUUGAAACCACCCAGAAAAACAGUUACUGAUCAAAAUGAUAGACCCCUGCUUUACAAAGGAAAUGAUUCUCAGCCUGUAAUGGCCAACUUGGGAGAGAUACACUUGCAGAACUUGCUGUUACCAACUGAAUCAGAAAAAACAGUGGUGUAUCCUUUGUAUUCUGAGGUCUCUACAUUUCAAAACACUCAGGCUGCCUUGCUUUCUGAAGUUAACAAACUUAUAAACCUCAUAAAUGUAAAAGGUGGAUCAACUGCUUUUAAUUACUGUCGGCGAGGAGCUUUGUAUAGAAAAUUAGGACAGCUGCAGUUAGCCAUGGAAGAUUUAAAUAAAGCCAUCCAGUUAGAACCAAUGCUACUUGAUGCUUAUUGGCACAGACAUUUCAUUUAUCUUCUACAAAUGAAAACAUCUGAUGCAUUAGAUGAUCUAAAUUUUGUACUUAAACACAAUAAAAGUCAUGCAGAUGCUUACACGUCAAAGGGAGAUAUAUAUAGAAAAAAAGGGGACAUUAUAAUGGCAAUCAUAAAUUAUUCUCAAGGACUCAAGUGCAGACCUGAUGAUGAUGUUUAUUUUCGAAGAGCUGAGAUGUAUGAAGCCAGUAAUGAUCUACUUCUGGCUAUGGAAGAUUAUCGCUUGGCUUUUACCUUAAACCCCAAAAGAACAGAUGCUAUGAUGAGACAUGGCCAAUAUUAUUUUAAGAAUUCUAGCUGGCCUACAGCCAUUAAAGAUUUUACAGAAUUAAUUGAAGCAGAGCCUAACAAUUCUCAAGCAAGGAAUUAUCGUGGACAAGCAUAUGCUAAGCUAGGAUUGUUCAGAGAAGCAGUUUUGGACAUGUCUGUUGCUAUUCAUUUGAAACCUGACAACUGGGUGGCUUUCUAUCACAGAGCCUGCCUAUUACGAAAGGUUCAUCCACAUAAAGCUCUACAGGACUUCAGUGUUUCAGUGCUUAUCAAUAAUGACAUUGAGAAUUUGAAUUCAUUUUUACAUCGUGGAAUUUUGUACACUGAGCUUAGUCAGUGGAAAGCAGCAAUAUGGGACUUUAACUAUGUACUCAAGCUUGACAGAGCCGUUUGUUUAGCUCAUAUAAAUCUUGGGCUUAUUUUCCUCUUACAAACGAAUCACUAUUAUGAAGCAAUCUGCAGAUUUACAGAUGCCUUAAAAGUUGAGCCAACUUCCACAAAAGCAUAUGUGUGUCGUGCAGAGGCACACCAUAAGGUACAUAAUCUGAGAAAUGCUUUGAAAGAUAUAACGUGCGCCAUCCACCUUCAACCUCAAACACAGAAACUGUACCUCUUAAGAGGACAAUAUCUACUUGAAAUGAAAAAAUUUGAACUUGCAAACUUUAGUAUCCUAUAUACUGCUGAAAUCAAUCAAGAUAACACAGCUCUUGACACUUCACCAGUUCAACAAGCUACAGUACAAACCUUUUUAAAAAAUUAUGAUAAAGCUGUAGAUAGUCUGGAAGGACUUGAAAAAUCUCCUUCAAUUUUGACCUUACUUGGAAAAACUAAAAUGAAAGCUGGAAAACAUCAGGAAGCCCUGAUCAACUUUCAGAAAGCUUUGGAUAUUGAACUUGAAAGAUGUGAAAUACAAGUUAUGAACCCAUCAAUGGAACUUGCAGAAUUACAUUAUCUCAUAGGUUGCUGCUGUUCUGAACUGGAUAAGCUGACAAAGGCAGUGGAUUCAUUUGAUAAGGCACUGAAAAUAUACCCAAAAUUUGCUAAAGCAUAUUAUCAACGUGGCCUGUGCAGAAUGAAGCUUCAUGAAAUUAAUUGUAUCUAUGACUUCCACAGAGCACUUGCAAUCAACCCUGGACUUUUUGAGGUCUACCUAAGUCGAGCUGUGUACUAUGCAAUGCAGCGACGCUACCUUAAGGGUAUUCUAAGCUGCAAUGAAGCACUGAAGCUUCAGCCCCAGAGCGUAAGAGCCUUUCUUUGUAGAGGAGCACUGAAAUAUUGUGCUAAGGUUUAUCACUUGGCAAUUAAUGACCUGACUACAGCAAUAAACAUUAAUGAGACCUGCAUCUUGGGUUACUUUAACAGAGCUGUUUGUUAUCAACAAACAAAUGAUUUUCAAAAGGCACUAAAGGACUAUGGAAUAGUGCGGCUUCUUGGGAGCAGAAAGAAAUUGAAUUUGAAAGUACUAAUUAAUCGUGGUCUCCUAUAUUUGAGAAUGGAAGAUUACUACAAUGCAUCACAGGAUUUUAAAGCAGCAAUUGUAGAAGAUCCUAAAAAUCCUCUCAUUCAUCAUGCAGUGGCAAUCUGCUAUCAUAAAAUCCAUUAUUUUGAAGAAGCUGUAAACUAUUUCAAUCAAGCUGUGAAUUUGGAUCCAUUUUUUGUGGAUGCAUAUUAUGGACGUGGAAAUGUAUAUAUGGAUUCUGGUCAUCCAGCUGGAAUAAAGCAAGCACAGAAAGAUUUUGUUCGAGCACUUCACUUAAAUCCUAAAUGUGUGAAAGCCAGACUCAAUCUGGGAUACAAUUUACAGGUACUGGGUAAAUUUCAGAAAGCUUGGAUUCACUUUGCAAUCGCAAUUGAUGUUGAUCCAAAGUUUCAGGAUGCUUACGAAGGUCGAGCAGUAAUCAAUCUCCAAAUGAAUAAUACAUUUGGAGCAUUACAGGACAUCAAUGCUGCAUUGAAGAUCUACAACUCUGCGAAGUUGCUUACAAAUCGUGGUGUGAUUAGCCAGUUUAUGGGAGAUCUAUCCAAUGCUAUGAGUGACUAUAAGAGAGCAAUAGCUCUCAAUCCAAGCUAUUCACUGGCUUAUUUUAAUGCAGCCAAUCUUUAUCUCUACAACAGUCAAUUUCAACAGGCCCAUAACCACUACACUAGGGCAAUUGAUCUGCAACCUGGAGACGAAUCUGCUUUGCUGAAUCGAGCAAUUUGCCGUGUUAUGCUUAGGCAUGUCAAAGAGGCACUGGAGGACUUUGAACAAGCUAUUAACCUUAGUCCUUACUCAGCUCACAUAUACUUUAACAGAGCAAACCUAUAUGCCACGCUAAAGCAGUACCAGGAAGCUGAAAAAGAUUAUUCACAAGCACUACAACUAAAACCAGGUGAUGCUCUAUUUUACAAACUCCGUGCAGAUGUCCGAGGCCAUUUGGGUUUGAUUGAACAUGCUAUUACUGAUUACAAAAUAGCUAUAGGCAUCCAAGAAGAUAAGUAAACAGGGUGUCUUUUUUAUGAUUAGUACAAAGAUACUUUAUACUAAGUACUUACAAAAACAAUGAAUAAAAAUGAAUAAACUUUUUAACAGAUUUCUUUUGAAGUGUACAAAUGCUUUAGUUCUGAUGACAGAUUAUAAAUAAAAUUAACAUUAUAUAAGGCAACAUCUGCUCUUAAGUAUUUCACAGCAAUGUUUGAAAUUACGUUAAUUGUUAGAAAGAUUACAUACUGUAUGUCCUAUUGUUAAAAAACAAAUGUAAAAUAAUUUCUCUCAUGUGGUUUCAUUUUCUCACACGGAUAGAUACUCCUUGUGUUGCUAAAUUGCUUAUUUUCUUCCUUGAUAUGAACAUAAAUUAUGACCAAUAAAAAAAUUAAGAAUGAGUUUUGUGAUGAUGUAAGAUGUAAGAAGUUCUUUAAAUUAAAAAAUAAAACUUCAUUAUGAAAAUAAAGCUUCAAUAUUGAAGUUGUCAAUAUUUGUUGAAUAUUCAUUUUGGUGUGUUCCUAUAUAAAAUUUUGAUAAUAUUUUGUUAUCAAAACUCCAGAUCUUCAAAGGACACAGUGAACAAUAUUGGCCGU